Molecule: messenger RNA, 2778 nt
Organism: Trichobilharzia regenti
Lineage: Eukaryota; Metazoa; Platyhelminthes; Trematoda; Strigeidida; Schistosomatidae
Source: the annotation of a GenBank genome assembly
AUGUCUACUACUGCCAAGUUGAAUAAAGGUUCUGUACAACCUGAACGUGAUGUAGAAUUAAAUGCAGAUGCAGCUGCAGAAGGCGCCGUUUCAACUUUCGUCUCAAGCGCGGCUGUUUCAUUCCAGACUAACUUAUCAUCAAUAAUGUCUACGGAUUUUGUGGCGUGUUCUAAUAAUGUCGAUUCAAACGAUUCUGUUCCCGAAACUGACACAGAAAUUGCAGAAGCAGAUUUAGAAGAAAAACAACGACUAAUUAGUCAAAAAUUUUUCCAAAUUAAUUCAAUAAGAGAUGUUUGUGUACAAGGUUACGAGUUUUUCACUCAGUUUCCACACAGGGGCUGUCUAAUAGAAGACCAAAGGUAUUUGUCGUAUAGAAAAGCACUAGUAUCAUCUUGCAUAACUAUGAAGACUUGCUGAAUGUGCACCAUAUGUUUGUGUAUCAUGAGCGUACUUAUCAGGAGCGUCCAUUACUUUAUAUUGCUUUCAGAAAGAGGAGAAUGAAGGGGAUUUUAGUUUGCUAACCUUUGAGUUUAAGCGUCUCGGGUUGCUGACCUGGACUAUUCCUUUAGCCUCACUAAGGUAGCCGUGGUGUACCUACAGAUGCUAACCCACUAGCUAUCCUUCAAUAAACGGUAUCGCCGAAUACGAACUUCUUAAAGAGCUAUGAUAAAGCACAUAGGAUUGCCAUCCAUCUUCACCUUGGGGAGACCAGAUUUCACAAACGUUAAGUAAAAUUGCACACAUAGAAGCGUCGUAAACUGAACCUUUAACAUUCAGGCGAACGUCAUAACAGUGCUGGGAAUGGUGUAGUUCGGCGCAGACUUCAUGGUUUCCACUCAUUCUCUACUCCACAAGUGGUUACAUGACCAUACAUGAGACGCUAAUUAGCUACUUUCAAAAUGCUGACCUCCAUUGUGGGAUGUAACACAUCUACUGUAACACUACGUGUCACCUUCAAACUUAUCACUGGAAGUAUUUGCAUACGUGUAAUAAAACAAAAGGCAGGUUGGACCUCAUUAUUGGUGUAUGCUGCCGAACCUUACUGUUAGAUAACAUGAAGGUUACCUAGAUUAGACAUUUGGACAUUGGUGUCUUCAUGGUAUAUGUGGUGUGCCAUCUAAGUGCGAAACACCUUCAAGAUUGGCAGAAACUUAAACCUGUACUCACCCUCCUAGGUGAACUGCUAGUAAAGUUCAUAUAUAUGGCUCUUGGUGCCCAUUAAAUAAUACUGCACCAAUGUACUUUUAUCAAGUAAAAUUAUUCUAUGGUGGAAUUAUAUUCUACUACGCUGCCCUGACUCUUUUCUCACAUCAUUUGGAUGAAAAUAUUUUUUAUGAAUUUAGCUUUUCUCCUCUGGGGUCGGCUUUAAGAGGUACUCCCUAAAUUUUUUUCAUUGAUCUCAUACGCUUUAAUCAGAACGCUAUGUUACUAUUAUUGUCAUAAAACUCACGUACCAAGAACAGAGUUUUUUUCAUUUAUCAGACAAUAAACUAUCAACUGAUUGUUAAUACAUGGAACGUAUAUUUUACACUGGUUGGUGGUCAUUAAUAAAAUGUUUUUGGUUUUAGUUCCACGUAAUCUUUUUCUUGUUUUCUCUUAAUUAUUAUUAACAAGUAAACAGCUUUAAGAAAUAAGUUGGUCAUCAGAUUGGUAAACCUACUAUCGAUAGCUGAAUUCUUAUUAUUGAUUAAAGACGACAAUAUAGUGGUGACAAUAGGGUGGCGUCAGAUACUUACCAAAGGUCAUUAUUUUUUUAAUUACUGUUUUGCAUAGGAUAACUUAAUUAUUAAUGUGAACAAAAUUUUCAGUGCUCGCUUUUCUUGCAGAUUGUAGAGUAAUUAAAUAAAUCUACGGAGAUAUGACUCACAUUUAGAUUAUUGAGUUAGUAGUGAGGAUUUUGGAUUCAUUACAAUUGUGUUAGCUUUUCAUCAGUUAGAGAGACCAGUGAAUAUCACGGAGUACUGGGCAACUGUUCCAUCCUAUGCUGGGACUGUUCGAUGGUGCACCUCUACGAUCCCAUUAGGGAUCGAACCCAGACCCUUCAGGUUGCGAGACCAAGCUCACUGACCUUUCAGCCACUUGAGCUGGUUCAUCCAUGAAAACAUUUGACUUUCAGCCAGUAAGCCUUGGGUUCGAAUCUCGGUCCACCUACUUUAGCUUGAGCAACUGGCUGGGUUACACAACUGGGUAGUUACACAAUAAUUUUCUUAUAGUCAGGUUCAUUAAAAAGUCUAUUCCAAAUAAAUGAGUUGUGAUUUACUAACUGAAGAUAAAUCGACCUCCAAAAUAUUUUUUUUUCAUCCUAUUUUUUGUUUACUUUUAUUAUUAUUAUUUCAAAAAAUAAAAAUAAACAGAUUUUAGAACUUCAGCAUACUCUUGAGGAUUUGUCAACACGUGUAGAUGCUGUGAAAGAGGAGAAUUUAAAACUACGCUCAGAAAAUCAAAUAUUAGGCCAAUAUAUUGAAAAUAUGAUGGCCAAUUCAUCAGUUUUUCAGUCGACUUCACCACUGUCCGAUGGGAAUAGAUCACGUACAACAAAUAAAAAGUUAAGAGAUGAAUGACUAAGUGAUAUGUGGAAAAAUGUCGAAAGCCAGAUUGAAUAUAUAUCAAUUACUUCUUCUUUUUCAGUCAGUAUUUAUUUAAUAAUUUAAUAAUAUUUCUUUCAUAUAUUUUGCUUAUCUGCUAUAUCUGUUAGCAAUCCAACAGCCAGUCAUUCAGUCAGUAGAUAAGGCAUUAAAGCCUGCAAUAAUAAUAAUAAUAAUAAUAAUAAUAAUAAUA